Messenger RNA from Gigantopelta aegis, 1284 nucleotides. RefSeq lists its product as uncharacterized. The transcript has 2 exons. NCBI's taxonomy places the organism in Eukaryota, Metazoa, Mollusca, Gastropoda, Neomphalida, Peltospiridae. The record is from RefSeq and is a predicted model, not a curated record. The coding region runs from base 159 to 827 and encodes 222 amino acids.
GCAACCUGUACCAAUAAGGAAAAUGAAAGUUUAAUUGUGUGAAGGUUAUUCCAUAGUUUAUUCAAGUAUUUUCAACACAUAAUCUAAUUCAAGUGGUUGUCGGUGCCCCUAACUCUGUUAUCCUUGACACUUGAUGACCUGUGACCAUUAUUAGGAACAUGAUGCCAUUUCAGCGCAGACAUUCGGAUUACAUCAUUCCAAAGUACAUUUUGUAUCUAGUUCUACUUUUAUCACCUGGCUUAAUAGAUUCCCAAGUAUCUGCAGGUACUACGUAUUCCGGCAAGACUUCCAAGAAGAUGUCUAAUACAACUAACAUUCCUGAUGCAAAUGACAUCUCAAAUUCAACAGGUGUUGUGAAGAACACUACACGUGGUGACAAUGCAACAUAUGUUUCAUCUCCUGGUGCAGAAUUUGUUGAAGGUAUCGACAGAUCAGCAUCAAGUCCACUGGUUAGUUCUGGACAGACACUCACCACUGGUUCCAGAAGAAAGCCUACAGUCAAACCACUCACUUCAGAUACGUUGAAGCCUCGAAACAAAACCGAGCACUAUCAGCAGACGUACGAUGUCGAAUCAUGGCUUUCCGAAAAGAAUACCACGUAUCUGUCUGGUCGUGACGGUAACAUGUUUUUAGGUGUCGCAGUAUUCGCUGCCCUGGCCUUUGCAAUCUUCCUGUGCAUAAAGGUUGGUUCAUGGUUGUAUGAUAGUGAUUGUCUGUGUUGUUCUACCAUGUGUACGUCCAAGAGGUAUGUCCUUGUAGAAAGCGGUACAAAAGUAAUGACGAAAUGUUAUGAAUGUUGCUUAAAAGCCGUGGAAAAUGGCACCUAAAUGUAGCUAAAUGCUCUCUGGAAAAAACAUUCCACCGGUAGAUAUCGGCAAUCGAACUUAUUUCUAAAAAACAUCAGACAUAUGAACAGUUGUAAAUAGUUUUUUUUUAAAUGUUAUAAAUGUGUUGUCAAAAUAUAAAAGUAGGUUUAUUCACUGUCAUUGGUGUUACGAUCGUAUUUAUGUAAUGGUUAAUAAUUUUAAGAAACUUUUUGUAUGUUAUUGUAGACAUUAUGCACCUGUUUGUCAUUGGUGUUACCAGGUACUGAGUAACACCAAUGACCAUUAGUAACACCAAUAACAAUGCGUUUGAAUAAGAUGCCGUUUUCUUCGCUUUGCAUAUUUUUAAAGAAGAUUUGAAAAUUAAAGGGACUUUGGAUAAAAUAAAUGUUUUGCUGGAAUGUAAAGAGUAUUUCGUCAACGUCCCUAACUGCGUUAUGCUUGGUUCGCGCAAUUAACA